This is a messenger RNA of Geodia barretti, 1074 nucleotides long. NCBI's taxonomy places the organism in Eukaryota, Metazoa, Porifera, Demospongiae, Tetractinellida, Geodiidae. The record is from the annotation of a GenBank genome assembly.
GCCGCAUGGUGUGGCGCUGCUCCCGGCGGACCUGCGGAUCCCACUCACUCCCGUCGGCCAUUCCGCUCUCCUCGCACUUGUCUUCUUCGCCCUCAUCAGGACCGGAUGCCUCGUCUGCCUCAGUUUCCUCUUCCCUGCUAGCGACCGCUUCUUCCUCACUCUCGCUCAUUGUCACUCGAGGCUCUGCAGCUCCAGGAGGGACUGGUCGGUGUGAGUGCCGCUAGCUGCUCGAGUGUGCUCGUGGGUGAAGACCUGCGCAUGCGCAGGCACUGCGCACCAAGGAACAGCUCAAUGCUUGCACGGAGGACGGAAAGAGCAGGUCGUGGGCUGAGGAUCGCUGGGGAGGGAGCUACUGUAGUGAUCGACAUAGUCUGCAGCUAUGGAGCAGCUGACGGUGACCCGAGGGAGGUGGAGAGGAGAGAGGGAGUGGAGAUGAAGCUGGGCGAGGCUCUAGAGCCGCUUUAUUUGGUUCUAGAUGAUGCUCUGGCGGCCAUGAAAGAGGGAGAGGUGUGCAGACUGGAGCCAGUCCCUCGGGCCUUGGCUGGUGACCUCCACGACCUUCCCAUUGACGUCGUCUCUCUCAGCUACACCCUGAGCCUCGUCUCCUUCACCAGAGCCAGACAGCUAUGGGAGAUGGAGACUAGCGAGAUUCUCUCACUGGCCAGUCGACACAAGGAGAGAGGAGGGAAGCUGUUUCAGGAGGGUCAAGAGGGAGCAGCUGCUGUUUGCUACUCUCGGGCAGCCAAACUAGCAGCAGCAGCAGAAGGAGGAGGAGAAGGAGAAUUCAAAGAUCUGCAGGUGGCUCUGGGUCUGAACCUGGCAGCCUGUCAACUGAAGUUGGGGCAGGCCGACCAUGCCUCCUCCAACUGUUCCCGAGUCCUGGAGCUGGACCCAGGGAACGUGAAGGCUCUGUACCGCCGCGGAGUGGCCAGAAUGAGACUGGGAGACCUGGACGAGGCAGAGGAGGACCUGAGGCAGGCGGGGAUGGGGAACACUGCUGUGCAGAGGAGACUGAGGGAACUGACUCAGCUGAAACAGCAGCAGUCAGCCAGACUGAGUCAGGCUCUGAGACCU